Molecule: messenger RNA, 1210 nt
Organism: Nomia melanderi (Alkali bee)
Lineage: Eukaryota; Metazoa; Arthropoda; Insecta; Hymenoptera; Halictidae
Gene: osi
Product: electron transfer flavoprotein regulatory factor orsai
Biological process (GO): respiratory electron transport chain
Cellular component (GO): mitochondrion
Source: RefSeq, a predicted model, not a curated record
GAGCAACACCACGGAGCCACAAUCGGAGUUCUCAGUGACUCUCAUGCUCUGAGGAAAGUCCCUGGACCUGUGGCAGAAAGUGUCGUAGCGCAAUGUUCGCUGUUAGCCUUCACAGUCUCCUCGAAACUGGAAAGGACGCCUUUGGUUGAUCUUUUCGAGUUGUGCUGAAGAGUAUUGGUCAGAGAUAAAGUAAUGUGUUGAAUGUUUGUGGUAUUCCACUCCUCUGCCUCAAGGCGGAGGUUGGAAAACCGUGUUCAACCGAACAGGGCUCACUACGAGGGAACUUCUCGCUUUUGUUUUUCUGUUCUUUUUCAUUAAUUUUUUUUAAUUGCUAAAAGUAUGAAGUAGAAAAAUACUAAAGGCAAAUUUUUGAACUUUAAUUUAUUGGUAUCAUCCAAAGUAAUGCUAUUCGUACAAAUGUUUGGAAGUUUAGUUAAUCAUCGAUUAAUACUAGUGACUUGCUACUAGAUGGCGUCAUCGAUUUGUGAUGUAGAGGCAAAUGAUUUUUGCCAAUAUUUAUACUAUGCAUUAUGCACGUGACGGCAAGGAUCAUUUGAGCCUUGCUUAUUAUUGUUUAAAAAUAUUUUAUGUUUAAUCAGGGAAGGUUAUACGAUUGUAUCAAUAUUUAUUAAUACCUAUUUAUUUUAAUAUGUAAUCUUGAUUAGUUAUAAAAUGAUAAUUUGUAUUUACUAAACUGCUUUUGACAGAACGAUUUAUAUAAAUUUAAUGUAUAUAAACAAAAAUAACAGUGCAUCACAGAUUUACUUCUGAGUGCACAAUACAUUCUCAAAGAUAAUAAGUUGAUAAUUAAAAUUAUUUUAUGUUGGCAACGUAAUAUUUUGUACGUGCUAAAAUAAUUUUUACACAUUGGACGUCGUCUUGCUAAUAUAAAAAACAUAUUAAUUCAAGUAAACCAUUGUACAUAUCAAUGUCUCAACGCUCUAAGGUUAUUCAACUAUAUAAGACGUUGUUAUUUAUGGGUAGAGAAUAUCCAAGAGGUUAUGACUUUUUUAAACAAAAUUUAAGAAGAGCCUUCGAAAAAAAUAAAGGAGAAACGGACCCAGAAAAAAUCGAUAAAAUGCUGGCACACGGAAAUUUUGUCAUUAAAGAAUUAGAAGCGUUGUAUAUGUUACGGAAAUAUCGAACAUUAAAGAAAAGAUAUUAUAAUAACCCAUAAUAUUAUAUAGUAAUAUUUACCAUAGGACAAAUA